AUGGGCCGUGACGAAACUCGCAUCUACGUUGGAAAUCUUCCGCCAGACGUUCGUGAGAAAGACAUUGAAGAUAUCUUUGCCAAGUAUGGGAAGGUUCGCUUUGUGGACAUUAAGGGAGGGCGUGGGCCGCUCUACGCUUUCGUCGAAUUUGAGGACCCUCGAGACGCGGAAGAUGCGGUGCGUGGUCGAGAUGGAUACGAUUUCGAUGGUUCUCGUAUCCGCGUAGAAUUCACUCGUGGCGUGGGUCCACGCGGUGCAGGAGGAAGACCUUUGAGUGGUCGUGGUGGAAGUUUCAGAGGCCGCGGAGCCCCUCGAGGUCGUGGUGGUCCCCCAUCGCGCCGUUCAAACUACCGCGUGAUUGUUGAAGGACUUCCUGCUACUGGUUCCUGGCAAGACCUAAAAGAUCACAUGCGAGAGGCGGGUGAGAUCUGCUAUGCAGACGUUUCGCGCGAUGGAACUGGUGCAGUGGAAUUUAUUCGUUUUGAUGACAUGAAAUAUGCCCUGAAGAAGCUAGAUGAUACUAAGUUCCGUUCUCAUGAGGGAGAGACCUCAUACAUUCGUGUACGUGAAGACACAAGCUCGGGCGGUGGUCGCGGUGGUAGAAGCCGUUCAGAUAGCCGCUCACGCAGUCCACGUCGCUCAUCACCGAAGUACAGUCCGAGGGGCUCACGUUCUCGCAGUCGCUCAGAAUCGAGAUCAAAAUCUCGCUCUCGUACCCGCUCUCCUGAAUAA
This is a messenger RNA of Necator americanus (New World hookworm), 732 nucleotides long. RefSeq lists its product as uncharacterized. Gene Ontology annotation, molecular function: mRNA binding. The coding region runs from base 1 to 732 and encodes 243 amino acids. The transcript is spliced from 4 exons. The record is from RefSeq and is a predicted model, not a curated record. Gene Ontology annotation, cellular component: cytoplasm; nucleus. Lineage: Eukaryota; Metazoa; Nematoda; Chromadorea; Rhabditida; Ancylostomatidae.